This is a messenger RNA of Diprion similis, 2917 nucleotides long. It is a transcript of the gene Ttc7, whose product is annotated as tetratricopeptide repeat protein 7B. NCBI's taxonomy places the organism in Eukaryota, Metazoa, Arthropoda, Insecta, Hymenoptera, Diprionidae. The record is from RefSeq and is a predicted model, not a curated record. Bases 154 to 2709 code for a protein of 851 amino acids. Gene Ontology annotation, cellular component: plasma membrane. Gene Ontology annotation, molecular function: protein binding. Gene Ontology annotation, biological process: phosphatidylinositol phosphate biosynthetic process; protein localization to plasma membrane. The transcript is spliced from 14 exons.
UCAUUUGCUGUUAAAAGUCUGUAGAGUAUGUUGUGGGAGUAUGGUUGUGGUGUUGUGCAGUGGGAUUAGUGACACGUCGAAGACGUAGUCGGCCGUAGUUCUUGGACAGAGCUCAACAAGAAAGCCAUCGAUGUGGCCUCGAGAAGCGAAAGAAUGACAAGCAAAAGAGGAAAUACGAUACGGCUCCAAACGGAGAUCGAAAAAAACAGGGAGGAAGGGAAUUGGAAAAAAGUUAUUGAAUUGGCUGAUGCUUUAAAAAGUCAAGAUUCAAGCUAUGAAUGUUUGGCAAACUUCUUAUGUGGAGAAGGAAGGUUGGAAAAUUUCCUGGAGGAGGCCCCACCGAUUGAAGCAAACAUAGGCAAAGCUAGAGCUGGUCUGGUUGAAACAAAAAGACAUCUUCUACUAGCAGCAAAUGAAACAGGCAAAAAGGCCAUGGUUGUUUUGGAUGCUCAUCUACUCCUAGGAAAGCUACACUAUGCAAUGGGAAUGUACGAAGAUGCUCUUCACCAUUAUCAGCAAGCCGAACUUCACACACUAACAGAAAAGCAGUUACCCUGCCGCAGUUUACGGAUUAUAGCUGAGUCAUAUGCGAUAAAAGGUUUGUGCUUGGAAAAGCAGCCUCCAAACUUGAAGUCAAAAUUCAAAGUUGCGGAAUGGCAGGAACAGAUGAUCAAGUGUUUUGAAAUUGCUGGAGAUUUGACUGUGUUGUACUUACAAGAGCAGGACAAAAUCGCACUUCAGCAGCAAAUCAGCACUACCAGUACUUUGAAUUCCAACAGUAUAGGUUCCUAUUCUCCUCAACCACCUCCAAGUUCUACGAAAUCUGUUGGGCCAAUUUUAGAAACUGCUUUACAAAGAGCCCCUAUACUUCACAUGCAAGCUGGAAAUAUCCAAGCUGCCAUAAAUCGAUAUAGGGGUAUGCUAUCUGCUGUGGAGGCCACUGCAACUCAGAGAUUCCGUUUGACGUUGACCCGACAGCUAGCAGAAGUUCUAUUGCGAGGUGUUACAGGCACUAUAUACACCCGACCAGAGGGCAUCAUUGAAAUGUCAGGGAGUAGGAAGCCAGCCCAUCAUUCCAAUAGUAGUUUGACAGAAUCUCCAUGGAAGCCAAAGAAAUAUACUGGCUUAAACCUCUUUAAUCCAAGAAGUGAAUGCGAAGAAAUAAUCCUACUUCUGCUCAUAAGUGAAGCCAUGGCUGUACGAGAUACAGUACUGAGUCAAUCGCCCGAGUUUAAAGAAGCUAGAAUUCACGCAUUUGAGAAUGCAACAGCUGUAUACGAUCUUCUAACCAUUGCAGUCGUAAGAUGGGGCCAAGUCGGACUUUUACAUGAGUCAUUUGAAAGAGCCAUGAAAUUUUCUCAUGGUGAAGCACACGUGUGGAUGCAACAUGCACUAUGUCUGAUCAGUCUUGGGAAGCAUGCUCUGGCGUAUUCGGUUUUAAAGAUUGUUAAUCGACUUUCUCCACAAAAAGUAAUGCCAUGUCUUUUGGCUGCACGUCUCUGUUACGCCAAUUUAAAUUUGAUCGAAGAUGGUAUUGAUUGGAGUCACAAGGCUUUACUUAAAGAGGCUGCUAGCCCACAAGGACUUCAAUCGCGAUGUCAUUUGUACAUAGGAAUUGGUCACAGCAUGCUCUCUUCAACGACGAACAUUAAGCAGGACAAACUGCAACAUACCAACGCAGCUCUGGACUGUUUCCAUAAGGCUCAGCAGUGCGAUCCUAAUGACCACUUGGCAGAGUAUUAUUUGGCACAUGAAUACGCGAUCAAUAGGCAAAUAAACGAGGCAAUGGUCCACGUCAAAAUCGCAUUAAAUUUACAUGCUGAGCACGUUCCUUCUCUCCAUUUACUAACUUUACUGUUGUCAGCGCACAAACAGUAUGCUGAAGCUUUGUCCUUAGUUAAAACUGCUCUAGAUGAAUAUCCGGACAACCUAAAUCUCCUGUAUGUCAAAGCACAUCUAGAGUUACAUAGUGUGGGUGGAGAAGAAGCCCUAGCGACUGUAAAGCAUAUGCUGUUUCUAUGGAAGAAUUUAUACGAAGAUCAAACAAACGUUGACUGCAAUGAUCAACAUAGUGAAAAACGUAGUGAAACACGCAGCGUUUUCCAAUUGUACACCUCGGAAAUGUCAGACAAAGAUUCGAGUUCUUUACAUGCCCAUUCAUUAGCAGCGUCCAGAGUUGAGCAGGCAUUGUCAGAAGUUGCUUCAUCCCUGAGUUCUUUUACUCCACGGCCUGGGCCACAGCGCGCGUGGUUGCUGCAGCUUCAAGUUUGGCUUUUACUUUCAGAGGUUUAUUUAGACCUCGAUCGGCCGACUCCGGCUACUUUAUCUUUGCAAGAGGCAACUAAUAUUUUUCCUCUCAGUCAUCACAUCAUGUACACUAGAGGGCUUUUGCAUGAGCACAAACAAGAAUAUAUCGAGGCUAAGCAAUGCUUUCAAAAUGCAGUCUCUAUCAAUCCAUCUCAUAUAAAGAGCCUUCAGCACCUGGGAUUGAUUUAUCACUACUUGGGAAGUCAAAGGCUAGCUGAAAAAACUUUACGAGAAGCAGCGAAAAUAGAUCCCAACUCUCAUCAAACGUGGUAUAAUUUAGGAAAGGUAUUAGAAUCUUUGGGCGAAGUGGACGCAGCGAGUGAUUGUAUGGCAACAGCGUUAGAAGUCGAAACAACUAAUCCGAUUUUGCCCGUAUUUUCCAUCCCCUUAACAUUUGAAUAAACUCCAGAAACGAAGUAUAUAAAUUACUAUAUAAUAUAUAAAUAUUAUACACAUGUAUUUAUGUAUGUAUGUAUCUAUAAACGUUGUAUAUUCUAUAACCUAUUGAUCUAGGUAUAAUAUGUAAUUAAUGUAUGUACAUCAAAUUCAACGGUUACUCCGAUUACCUUGUAAAUAAUGACAAAAAAAAUAUAUCAACGAAAUUAAACUG